GUUUGGUAGGCGUGUGUCUGUGUGUGCGUGUGUAUGUGCGUGUGCGUGUGUGUGUGUGUGUGUGUUUACUGUGUAACCAUUAGCUGCUUUGUUUCACAAGACAGUGAACCGACAGUACAGAAACCAUGGGAAGGAAGAAGAAAAAGCAAAUGAAGCCUUGGUGCUGGUACUGUAACAGAGAUUUUGAUGAUGAAAAGAUUCUUAUUCAGCAUCAGAAGGCAAAACACUUCAAAUGUCACAUCUGUCACAAAAAGCUGUACACUGGCCCUGGGCUGGCAAUCCACUGUAUGCAGGUGCAUAAAGAGACCAUUGAUGGAGUCCCUAAUGCUAUACCUGGAAGAACAGAUAUUGAGCUGGAAAUAUAUGGCAUGGAGGGUAUUCCUGAGAAAGACAUGGAAGAAAGAAGAAGACUCCUGGAACAAAAGAACCAAGAGACUCAAAAGAAAAAGCAGAACCAGGAUGACUCUGAUGAGUACGAUGAGGAUGACGAGCCCGGACCCUCCUUUCAGCUGCCCGCCGCAGGACAGCCGCAGGCCACAUACAUCCCCCCCAUGACGCAGCCUGGAAUGCCUCCUGGCUCUGGAGCACCAGGGAUACCACCAGGAAGCUACUCGGGAAUUCCCCCAAUGAUGCCAGGAAUGCCCCCCGUAAUGCCAGGAAUGCCUCCAGGGAUGAUACCAAUGGGCGGGAUGAUGCCACCAAUGAUGGCCGGGGUGCCACCAGGCAUGCCUCCUGUGGGCCACCGCCCUGGCAUCACACACAUGGCUCAGGUUCCCCCUGCUGCAAACGUCCUGACCCGACCUGCUGUUCCUGCUGCCACUGCCCCCCCGGCCCAGCCUGGUUCCUCAAAGCCUCUUUUCCCCAUUGGUGGACAGAUGGGGAGUCGCGUUGCAAGUACAAGUGCAGAUUCUCAGUCCGCCCCCCCUAAAGCUCUGUCACAAAGUCAGCAGUCAGGGUCUCCCCACCCGCCCGCCUCCUCCUCUGAUCCCUCAAAGCCCACAUUCCCGGCUUACACUCAGGCCACCGUCGCCGUGGUCAGCCCCAGCACUGCUGGCAGCAGUACGCUCUCCAAACCUCCCUCCACUGUGACCAGUAAGCCUGCCACUCUCACCACCUCCAGUGCAACCAGUAAGUUGAUCCACCCUGAUGAGGAUGUCUCACUGGAGGAGUUGCGGGCUCAGUUGCCGAGGUACCAGCGCAGUAUAUCCCAUCCAGGCCAGACCCCCACUGCUGCCCCCUCAGUGGGGGGCAUGAUGGCUCAGCAGCCCGGCAUGAGGCAUUCCAUACCUGGACAGUACGGGUGUCCACCCCAGGGGAUGCCCGGCUACAUGCCAGGAGGGAUGCCUCCAUACGGACAGGCCCCUCCUGUGGUUCCCCCUGGGUACCAGGGAGCCCCUCUGCGGCCGCCCCUGGGUAUGAGGCCCCCUGUCAUGUCUCCUGGAGCCCGAUACUGAAGCCUGCCAUCCUCUCUUCUAUAGGUUUGGACACUCAACCCUUUUCUAAUGUCCUCAACUGCUAGUAGAAACCAGUAUUGGUAUUGUAGUACCGCCACGUACUGUUUAUUCUACUACUGAGCUCUGAGGAAGAGACACUGAAUACAAAAGAGUUAUAACAGCACCACAGAGCGCAUGGGGAAUAUUUACUGUACCUAACCAAGAGUAUGAGCUGUUGUUUGAAACCAUCUCUGUUCUGUGGCUUCUUUUCCUCUCAUGUUUCAUUCAGGUGUGUAGAAGUGUAGUAGAUAUGGUUCGUAGUGUUGUGAAGGCGCUGGAGUUACAUGGGCAGUACCCACCCUUUAUCAAGGCAAGUUUUCUGUGAAUACCUUUCUGUUCUGAGCUAAACAGUGAGGCCUUCACAGCACGUAGUGCUGUUGGACUUCGUGUCCCCAACUUUGUUUGGUGAGGGCUUCAUUUAACUGUUCAUGCAUUCAUUCUGUGUUAUGUUUAUAGUUUUAAUGGAGGAGAUUCUCCCAUAACCUUAAAUACUUAAUGAAGUGGUAUAUGUAUUGUUGUAAAACUGUAUUGUAAUAAAAUGUGGCAAAAAUAAAAGACUCUUCUUUGCGGGACGUUAGUGGGGAAGAGACGUCACAGCAGGUUUGUACUCCAGUUAUAAACAUGCUCAUUGUUGUCUUUCAGCUGAAUCAACAAAAGUGCACCUCUGCUUUUAUUUGAAUAAUGCUAGUAAAUGUUUUACUUUUCAAUACAAGUAUUAACCGUUCAAAAGAUAAUAAAUAAAUGAUUGGUAGUCUGUACGUGGUGAGUGCAUUUUUCAGCUGCAUAACCCCCGGGUCGCUGUGGUGCUUAAACCCAGAUUUCUCUUCUCCCUGUAGCAAUGCCAUGGGGGACUGGCUGAGGCCGAGUCUCAGUGUAGCCCUGUUUCAGCCUGAGGCAAGUCUCACCAUUUUUCUGUCUUCUCAUUCAUUGCCAGGGGCCCUCACAGCUUAAACGCUGUUGGAUCUCAAGGUCCCCAAACUUGCAGCAAGUUUGGUGAAGGCCCUUGUUUCUGUUUUUGUGUUUUCAGGCAUGUCAGCUGAUGUGAACUAUGUUGUAUACUGCUGAGAUUGUACAGUAUGUGUCAUUGAAUCUGUAUUCUCCAUUACGUGUUGGUGGACGCAUCAGGAAGCUUGGUUUUCAUUUAAUAAUUUCAUAUCCAGUAAUGUGUAACAGCCUGUUUGUUGGGAGGUUUAUGAUGUCUGUAAAAUGGCUUUUCCACUUAAUCCUGUUUGUUUCAUCAGCUGUCCUCACUGAUCAUUUGAGUUUAACUACUUACAUGAAGGAGAACUCUACCAGUACCAGGUUAGUUAAAGCUGUAAGUACCACUGCUGUCAUUUUAACCUCCAUCGACCUGAGUUUUGUACACACACUUAUUAUUAAAUCUUAAUGUCUCAUCUUUUUGAAAAACAGAAGAUGAGCGGACAACAAUUCUAAAGUAUUUUACAUGGUGACAGCCAAACAUUCACUUUAACCUCCAGAAACAACUCGGGGCAGAAAUGUCAAAUUGAUACUUGAGUGUCAAACAUGUUUCUCUUGUUCUAGUUUAGGAUUCAUUUGAUUACCAUUUCCAUAUAAGGUUUGAUGGGUAUAACCACCAUUUCAAUUAAGGAUUAAAUGCUCUACAUGAGCAAUACAGAGUCUUCAGUGGUAAGUAUGGAUGCAUCACUCUGUUUAAUAUGCUGUGGUAGUGUUGUUUACAUGAAGUGGCUAUCUGCCCAUUCAGGUUUCAACUUUGUUUGUGUUUGCUCUUUGUAUUGUAGAUUUGAAGUUUUGUACAAUUUCAUUACGGUAUUUUGUUCCCCCAGGUUUAAUCAUUUGAAUGUUGCUGGUUCUUUGUACCGUGAAUAUAUAUAAAUAUAUUUUUUGAACUUCUUUUUAUUUUAUUUUCACAUCAGUCAUGCAGUGCAUCAAAACAAAAUCUUAUAUGACAAGUUGAAAAACAUACAAAAAGGUCAUACAGUCAUACAAGGUGGAGAUACAACACAAUAGGGGUCCAGUUAUUGAGGAAUGCUUCUGACUUAAGAUGUAAAACUGCAGUGGUAUAUUCCAUGUGAUAAACCUCUUGGACUCUAUCCCUCCAUUGAACUAUUGUGGGGGGCUGUGGCUUCAACCAGGAGGCCGUUAUGACUUUAUUUGCAAUUAGCAGAAGUGUCCUUAACAAUUUUGUGUGGCUAUCUUCCAGGAAGUCCUCGGGUACUAUGCCCAAUACAAAAUGCAUUGGUUCCAUCGGCAGGUCUAUAGACAAGCACUGCUUUAUUUCUCUUUGUAUGUUUUUCCAAUAUUCCAAUACUUUUGGGCAAUCCCAGAAUAUAUGUGUGUGAUCCCCUGGUAAGCCACAACCCCUCCAACACUCAGGCGAAGCACUACUCCACCUUGAUAUAACAAGUGGUGUUCUAAAAUACCUCAUUCUCAGCUUCCAGCCAUAUUCCCUCCAACUGGGGCCAUUUGUGACUUUAUGACCCUGUUCAAGUGAAGUUUCCCACUGUGUGUCAGAUAUUAUUGCAUUCAUCUCCAAUUCCCACUUUUCUUUAAUAUCCAAAUGAUUCUCUCCCUGAUCCUCUUGUAGUGCCUUAUAUAAAUAUGAUAUUAUUUUUAUGUCACUGUUCCCUGUAUAGUUGAAAUGAAAAUAUGCUCUAUUUUAGAUGGUGGGGAACAAAGCUUUUCCCAUUCUUUAUGUUUCUUUAGAUAGUCCCUUAUUUGUAAGAACCUAAAAAAGUCUUCAUUUGCUAAAUCCCACUUUUCUUUAAUUUGUUCAAAUGACUUUAAUACAGUUCCCUCAAAUAGCUGGUCCCGUGAAUCUUUUUGAAUGUACAUUGUUUUCCUUUAUAUGUAUCCUACUUUUGAGGUACAGUUUAUUUUUUAGGACUUAAUGAUCGAUUGUAAGCUUUAUUAGGAUUUUGUGAUUAAUGAAGACAGACACUGUAAAUACAUGCUACUGUAUGAGUAAAUAAAUAACUCCCCUGUCCAAAAUGUCUGGACAAACAACCAUAUACUGAUCCAGGCAAUACUGAACAUUACUCAACAAGAAAACUCUUUUGGAAAUAUUGAAUUCAUUAAUUAUAGUAGUGCGGCAGAUUUUCUUUGGAAAACUGAAGCUUCCUCAUUACUGUUUGUUUUAGGAUUGCUCUUUCGAAACCCUACUGAAUAUUAUUUGUUAUUUCUGCAACAAUGUUGUUCUUAAAAUAAACCAGUUCAUAACUAUAA
Eleginops maclovinus (Patagonian blennie) is the source of this 4697-nucleotide messenger RNA. RefSeq names its product BUB3-interacting and GLEBS motif-containing protein ZNF207-like. Lineage: Eukaryota; Metazoa; Chordata; Actinopteri; Perciformes; Eleginopidae. Gene Ontology annotation, cellular component: spindle matrix; kinetochore; nucleus. Gene Ontology annotation, biological process: mitotic spindle assembly checkpoint signaling; attachment of spindle microtubules to kinetochore; mitotic spindle assembly. The record is from RefSeq and is a predicted model, not a curated record. Gene Ontology annotation, molecular function: microtubule binding.